GUGUGACGUCGACCUGAACUCUCACAUCAACCUAGCCCGCCUUCUCUAAUCCCACCCUCAUUCACGACUCCAACACGUUUUCGUGGCCCGCUGAUAUAGGGCCGCCCACGAUUUUCGCACGUCUUCAACCUUUAUGGCAAGCGCCUCUGGCGAUCUCGGGCUACGUCCAUCCAACGUCAACCUCAAGAGCCGCAGCACUGGCGAGCUUACCGCCCGCGAUUUCCAAGAAUAUGCCAGCCCAGCGUUCUCGCCUAAUGGCGUCGUCGCCGACGGGCCUCAGUCCGUCGCCGGACUUUCCACGAUCACAGACACCCCCAGCUCCGCGCAGGGUCGCAUCAUCCGUCCGCCCCCAUUCUCGCGCAAGCUAAGAAAGAGCCUCUUCAUCCGUCCAGCGGAGACGCGCGGUGCAGCGCCUGGCUAUCUGCAGAGCGUCAAGUCGGCCCUCGGGUACAGCUGGAUCAACGUGCUCCUCAUCUUCAAUCCCAUAUCCUGGGCUCUGUACUACAGUCACCAGGAGGACGGUGCUGUCUUUGGUACCGCACUGCUCGGUAUCAUCCCCUUAGCAGGCAUGCUAGGACAUGGCACAGAGACCGUCGCGCUUUACACCGGCGAUGCUCUUGGAGGUCUCAUCAAUGCCUCCCUCGGUAAUGCUACCGAAUUCAUCAUCGCCAUCCUCCUGCUUGUCAAGUGCGAAAUUCGCGUCGUGCAGGCCUCCCUUCUCGGCGGGCUGUUGUCCAACCUGCUUUUGGUCACCGGCAUGGCUUUCAUCGUCGGUGGUAUCCGCUUCUCAGAGCAAGAGUUCCGUCAGACCGCUGCCCAGCUGAACACUUCGCUCCUCACGCUCGCUGUCAUCGCCCUGGUCAUGCCGACUGCCUUCGCCAUCGCGCUCGAGCAGGUCGCGGGCCCGGACCAGGAGCGCGACGUCGUGCUGCAGAUCUCUCGCGGGAGCGCGGUCAUCCUGAUCGCGAUCUACAUCAGCUACAUGGUCUUCCAGCUCUACAGCCACACGUAUCUGUACAACCCGGAGAACGACCCUGCGAACGAGAGCUUGCGGUCUUCUUCCUCUUCCUCCAGCUCGUCGCGCUCGUCAAGUUCCUCGAGUUUGCCCUCGCGCUCCCCGAGUCCUCAUCGCGGACGGCGCUACCGCCGGAGAAAGCACAAAAAGGUUUCUUCGGGUAGCGACGCCGACGUCGAGGGUCCAGCCACGCAGCCUGAUGCAGCACCCAUGGACAGCGAGAUCCCACCCGUGCUCGUCGAAGCACCUACAGAUCUCCCGCCCCCGCCCCGCGUCCCGCGUGCACCCCGCCACCGCCCGUCGCGCGCGGAGCGCUGGUCCGCGCCCAACUGGAAGCCUGCGCCUCGCCCGCCACCACCUCCACCGCCGCCUCCGCCCCCGCGCAUGCCCUUGCGUGCCGCGCUCGCGCAGGGCGUCGUACGCCCGAUCCCGCAGACGGCGCCUCGCGGGCGGCAGACGAUGUCGCGCUCGACGACGGCGCAAGGGUCAAAGGGAUCGCGGGCGGCACAGGCGCGCGCGCAGAGUACGAGGAACAGCAUUACCGGGAGCUUGUUGGCGUUCGGGAGCGCGGCGGCGCUGGGUCGGGGGAAUCAGGACCCGAUCGGGGCGAACAAUGCGCGGGUGAAUGAGAAGAAGCAGGAGUUGAGGAUGCGCCCGCAGCCGGAUGUCGAAGCGCAGACGCAAGAUGAAGACUCGGAGAAGGAGACCCCAGAGAUGAAUCUCACGGUGGCGAUAUGUGCGCUGGUGGCAGCGACGGGGUUGACGUACGUCACCGCUGAGGCGCUCACCGACUCGCUCGAGGGCAUCGGUCGGUCCGGAAGCGUUAGCACGGAAUGGCUGGGUCUGAUCUUGCUUGCGAUCGUUGGCAACGCCGCGGAGCACGUCACCGCCGUCUUCGUUGCGUACCGCAAUAAGGUCGACCUCGCGCUCGCCGUCUCCGUCGGCUCGUGUAUCCAGAUCACGCUCUUCGUCAUUCCCAUCCUCGUCCUCAUCGGGUGGAUCAUCAACAAGCCACUUUCGUUGUUGUUCGACCCACUCGAAGUCGUCACGCUCUUCUUGUCGGUGUUGCUCGUGCGCUUCGCGACGGAGGAUGGACGGACGCACUACAUGAGCGGUGUUCUGCUCUUCGGCACGUACAUCUUGAUCGCGUUCUCCUUCUGGUACUACCCCCAGAACGGCACCUCGUUCGCGAGGCUCUUUGAGUGUGAUGCGUAAGUUUGAAGGCGUGGCUUUCGGGAGGAAGGCAGAGGAAGACCAUGCAGAGGCGGUACUUGACACGAAGAUAUGUUUCUUGAGACGACUGCAUGGAAGGCACCGCUCGCCCACGAGCGGUUGCAAGGAAGCAUUCACGCAUACAUACCUAGUAAUAAACUUAACAUGGACAAACAGCAUACAGAUUCACCUUAACGUGCUUCACGUGUUCUCAUAUCUCUUGGGCACUACCAUAAUCUGUAGUAAUGACAUCUUGCGUGGCAUGAA
Messenger RNA from Schizophyllum commune H4-8, 2494 nucleotides. RefSeq lists its product as uncharacterized. Gene Ontology annotation, molecular function: calcium:proton antiporter activity. The transcript is spliced from 9 exons. Lineage: Eukaryota; Fungi; Basidiomycota; Agaricomycetes; Agaricales; Schizophyllaceae. The record is from RefSeq and is a predicted model, not a curated record. The coding region runs from base 134 to 2230 and encodes 698 amino acids. Gene Ontology annotation, cellular component: fungal-type vacuole membrane. Gene Ontology annotation, biological process: calcium ion transmembrane transport; intracellular calcium ion homeostasis.